Biomphalaria glabrata is the source of this 2654-nucleotide messenger RNA. RefSeq lists its product as uncharacterized. The record is from RefSeq and is a predicted model, not a curated record. The transcript has 2 exons. NCBI's taxonomy places the organism in Eukaryota, Metazoa, Mollusca, Gastropoda, Planorbidae. Bases 328 to 1674 code for a protein of 448 amino acids.
UUUAUCAGAAUUUUUGCAAGAGUCGAUAAUCUAGAGUCUAAAUCUAGAUAGAUCUAGAUCUAGAAGUCUAGUAGACUUCCAUCUAGGUUAUAGUUAAUCUGAACAGAUCUAUUCUAGAUCUAUAUUUGUUACUAGAUCUAGAUCAACACAGAAUCUACAAGAUUCUGUGAUCAGUAUUGUGCAUCAAGAGAGCGACAAAGAACGUAAAAUUGUUUGAAAAAGAGUUUUGUAACAAGUAAAGUUUCAAAGUCACACCAUUUAUUAACAUUGAUUCUCCUAAAUGAAAAAUACUUUUUUUUGAAAACUCAUUCAUGUAUUUCAAAUAUAAUGGAAAAUAAAAAGAUUGAUCAGGUUUCAUUUGAGCAAUUAAAUCCUCUGAGUGAUAGUCCUUUGUGGGAUGAAAGAUACCUACACAAUGAUAUGAACUCCUCUUUAGACUUCUUUGACUUUGAACAUUUCACAUACAGAGCAGAUAAUGCUGCUAUAGAUGUGGAUAGCUGCCUUGCAGACUCAUUUUAUCAUUCUAGUGAUAGAGAGCAACAACUUAAUGAGCUGCAUACAUCACCUUCCUUAAAUGGAAACAUCACUAGCCCUAAUAUUGAUGAUAUAAAUGAAAGUGAUGAAUUCUGGAAAAAUAUAUUGAGUAAUAUAGAUCACAAUAUCCUUGCAGACAAACCCUAUGAUUAUUGUAGCUCAGCCUCUGAUUUUUGUUUGUCAUUGACCCAAGCUGCAACUACAGAUGAAUUCAUUCAGAGACAUGAUAGCAUCUCUUUCAAUGACUCCCUUUCUUUGAGCAUAAAUAGUCUGACAGAAAGUAACGUCACCAACAUCAAACCUUGCAACACAAGUAAAUCAUUCCCAGAGAAGAAAAAACAGAGUCCAGUCAAAACUGCUCUUACCACAUGUAACGCCAAAAGAAAGAAAACUAAAAAAGCAAUAAUUGGUAAUAAAUUGCUUACCAAUACUACUGCACAUGCUAAUGGACUCAUUAGUCAAUCUCAUCAUCACUCUUCUCGUAGUUACAGUGACUUAACAAAAGUUGAAGUUAAAGGAAAAUGGAUUACCAUGUUCAAAUCUGUUGCAUUCAAAAGUAAAGAUUUUAAUAGCAAUGCUGAAAGACAGAAAACGUCUAAAAGUAAGUCAAGAAAACAAAAUAAAAGUUCAAAUUUGUUACCCGAACAUGAAAUUAGCUUUUUUCAAAGGCAACAAGAUUCUACAGAUCCAUUAAUUACAUCACAUUGUGAGGGCUCUAUUUGUUUCAACAGCUGUGAAGUCUCACAGAAUGUAAAUAUUUCCAAAAGUAACAUUGUUCCUGACUUAAUGCCGACAGCUCAAAACAAUGUUGAUUCUCAUAUUGUGCCAACUAAAGUUGUACAUCUUCAGACCAAAAAUCAUAAUUCUUUUGUACAGACCAUGUCACAGGAGGUAAAUCAGUCAGUUACACUGCAGUUUCCUUGUGAAAUUAAAUCUGUUUCCUCUAUUAAAGUAGAUAAGAAAGGCUCUGUCAUGUCUUUACCAACUAACACUUUAAAUACAUUCAUGGUGAGAGAUCUGCUGAACAUGUCAGGGCGUAAGAUUGAAAAGAAUAUUAAAGAUUUAACCAUGGAGUAUCGUGCUAAUAUUGUUAAAAUUAUUCAGCAAAAGCAGCUACGUCUAAAGCAAAUGGAGACUUAAAUUUAAAAAUAACCCAAACUUGUGUGGCUACCUUGUAUUAAUGACCAGCAUCUCAUUAAUCUAUUGACUAUUGGUACACUUCAUUGAACUAUCACUAUAUUUCAUUAAGCAUCAGACUGUCACUACUGGUACAUUUAAUUAAACCCAGGGACUCAUCAGUGAAUUAUUUCAAAGCCUCCCAGGGGACAUCAUUUCUUAUUCGUGGUUUUCGAAUCAAUGUAUCAAAUUCCAUUAUAAAUUAAAGCUCUUCUUCCACUUUGUAUAUGCAUAUAGAGAUUACACGUAAUUUAUGUUUCAUAAAAAUGGAUCAGCGUCUCAAAAUGUUUUGGUAGAUACAUUGUUUCAUGUGAUAAUUCUGCUAUUCAAUAAAGAAUAACAAACAAAAGCAAUAUACAAAGUCGUUGUUUUCCAAAAAUAUAUAUAUAUUUUAUUUCAAAUGUAUUGUUACAUAUUACAUCUUGUUUUUACAGUAUUCCACAAAAUAUUAAUGUAACAUGAUGUGAUGAGGGCCCAUGGAAAUACUUUAAUUACAUUGGUGUUUUAAAUAACUUUAAUAGUUGUUUAUGAGAUUGGAUUUUUUGAUUUCUGUCAAAAAUAAUAAACAAAUUUUAACAAAUUAAUUUCACAAAUGACAUAAUUUUUCUUAGUAUUUUAAUAAACAAAACAUUUACCCCCCCCCCCCCCCCAAAAAAAAAAAACAAAUAAAAAAUUAUCACAUUAUUUCCAUAUUUAGCAUGCCCGUUAAAUUAACUUUUGCAAACUUCCCUUCCAUUGAGAAGGCCAUCAUGACAAAUAAGUGAUACAACAAACUGAUCAAAUGUUGAACAUGUUACAGGAAAUAGCAAAAUUCUUUUGUCUUUUAAAAAAAAACUAUAAAGGUUGGGGGGGGGGGGGGGGGGGGAGAGAAUGAAAACAUCUUGACUGUACCCUAAUUAGUGAAAAUAAACUUUAGAAUCCAGAUAUUCAAAGUAUGGAAUAAA